This is a messenger RNA of Momordica charantia (bitter melon), 1166 nucleotides long. The record is from RefSeq and is a predicted model, not a curated record. Lineage: Eukaryota; Viridiplantae; Streptophyta; Magnoliopsida; Cucurbitales; Cucurbitaceae.
ACAAAAUGGCAAAGGUGUGUCCUUUUUGUUGAAAAUUAACAAGCUUUAAAAAGACCAAAAACUAACAGACCGCGAUGGUCAUGAGAAAACGAUGAUGUCUUUAUUUUCCACUCAAUUACUACAUUUCCAUGUUGAAAAUGGAGAACAAAGGUCGAACAACAGAUUCAAUAUGGUGAAGAAGAAGAAGCAGAAAAUAAUUAGGAGCUGCAAAUUCUGUGCAGUCUCCAAAACGCAGCAGCAGCAUCAAAAUUUGUUAUCUUUUUCUAUGGGAUUUUUCAGUGAUAUACCUCUUAACGAGUCUCCUGGUUUCUUUCUCUCUCUAGAAAGCUUCUUUUGAUCAAUACUUGGAAGAUAAACCCAGAAUGCUGAAGGCAACAUUUCCAGGAAAAAGUCAACAGCUCAACCAGGAAGAGUGGAGAAUUGAAACGCCAAAAAUGGAAUUGCUGUCUUUGAAGAUAUGGCCAGUGAUUGAUAUGAAAAUAAUCUCCAAAACCAGUGGCCAAGAUUACCCACCUCAUGUUCCUCAUCAUAUCACAAAACUUCUCCACCUUGAAAUGACAAAUUGGGAGAUCAAUGGCAUCCAUAGGAACUAUAGGCCAUCUUCAGCCAAUGUUACUUCCAAAGGAGCUAUUUACAGUGAAAAAAGAGGAACUACAAGUAGACUUAAGUUUCAAUUCUUUAUGAAUUUCACCUUUGUUGUCCCGCAGGCUCUGAGUUUCAUUCCGAAAGACAUUUUUCGAAGCAUCUUUGAGACGGUUUUGAAGGUAAUGAUGGAAGAUCUUACGAAUAAAGCUAUAGAUAAAUUGGUUGAAGAUUACAGUAAGUUCAGGAAGGAGAAGAAGUAAGAGAGAAGGAUAAAAUGUAGAAGUAGAAGAAGACAUUUCGACUUUAGUCUAAGGUGGGUUUUUUUUUCCUUCUUCUUUUUCUUUUUCAAAAUCGAUGCAAGUAGAUCUCUAUAAUCAAUGUUCGUUGUUUGGGUUGAAUAACACUGUAAUCAUCACAAGACUUGAAUACAAGACUUCAUGAUAUGUGAUACUACAAAUCUUCAUGUCCUUGUAAUUCUGCCAUUCCUAGGGGACGAACAACUUUAAUUCAAGAAGGCCUUGUGAUAUUAGACUAGCUAUAUACUUUAAAGGUAAGCACAUGAAAUAAUUAAUAUGAUCUAA